AUGCAAAAGGAUUUAUCAUCCGUGCACGCGUAUGUAUUUAUUUACCCGUCUGGAGGCAUCCCCGAGCUCGCUGAAGAUCCCAGCUUGACCACCGUAGUCGGAGGUAAAAAACCAAAACCGAUGAGCGAACAGACGAAAUUGAAAACAGAGAACAAUAAAAAGAAAAACAAUAAUUAUGACUGCGAUAACAACAAAAGGCAAUAUAUGGACGUGACCGCUGCAGGUAUUCUCGCUCCGGGACACGUAUACUCCACUCAAACCACCAGGAUGAAUCCUUACACGUUCUUCUUCUUAUUGGAUUAUAAUAUAUGA
Messenger RNA from Macrosiphum euphorbiae (potato aphid), 312 nucleotides. NCBI's taxonomy places the organism in Eukaryota, Metazoa, Arthropoda, Insecta, Hemiptera, Aphididae. The record is from the annotation of a GenBank genome assembly.